GCGGGACCCCUCUGCGCCGCCAUAUCGAUUGGCGUCCAACGUCCGCGACACAUUUUCCUCAAUGAUCUAGCAAAGUGAUUGCAGAAACGAAGAGCCAACAUGGCCAACAGAUCGUGGGGCAAUUGGAAGGCAGCAGCUCUGGCCAGCUUGCUGACCUGCUCCAAUGCCCUUCCCUCCGUCAACGUCGCCGUACGGACAGCCUUUGGUGCUCCACCGUUUCUGGUAGAACUGCUCGAGACAGCAGCCGAAGAGAACAACACAGCCUAUUUCCCUCUCCUCGAUCGCAUCGCAGACGGCUACUUCGAUUCCUCGACGACCGACGAACAGCUAUACAAAGCCUUCCGAUCACUCCUCGAAUCAGACGGACAUCUAGGGAGAGAGGACCUCUCAUCCUUCGACUAUGCUCUCGCCAUCCACUCCGCUGCCCCACGCAUCGAAGCCCACUAUCAAUACUACAACACUUCCGUUGUUCCCACAAUAUCGAAAGAGAGAGAUGGCUAUGCAGGAUGCGAUACGUGGGUUUAUGUCCCUUUCAGCGGGCAGAAAUACUGCUCUCCAGACUUGGACGAGAAAAGCGCGGAGAGUUUGGGACAACCAGGAGAUACAGUGAAGUCAUUACCUUUCGAUCGUGUGCUGGGAGACGCGAAUAGCGAGAAGCCGAGCGUACUGUACGCAGAUCUGUCGAGUGAGAGUUUCAGGGAAUUCCACAAGACGUUGAGUAAGACGGCGAAGGACGGCAAGACGAGUUAUCGAGUGCGUUACAGAGCUUUUGAGGGAGUGGAGAGUAAGCCCUUGACUGUGAGCGGGUAUGGUGUGGAACUUGCAUUGAAGAGGACGGAUUACAUCGUCAUUGAUGAUCGACAAGACGGCGAAGAUGCGGAGAAAGACGAGGGAAAGAGCGCCGCAGAGACGAAGCUGAGCGAGGAAGAGCUCUCGGAUCUUCGACCUCUGUCACAAUCGGAGUUGAGGAGAUUGGGAGUGAGAGCUGCCAGUUUUGUCAUGGGAAGCGAGGAUCCUUUUGCGACGCUGUUGAAGUUGAGCCAGGAUUUCCCGAAGCAUUCGACGAGUAUUGCGGCGACGAACGUUUCUCAGGACUUUAUCGAGGAGCAUGCGAAGAAUCGAGAAGUGCUGCUUCCGCCUGGGUAUAAUGUUAUGUGGAUCAAUGGCGUGCAGAUUAUGCCGAGAGAUGUUGAGGCUUAUGCGCUUCUGGAGCAUCUCAGACGGGAGCGGAGGAUGAUCAAGAGUGUGCAGCAGAUUGGGCUGAGUGGAUCUGAGGCUAUCGAGCUGCUCUCUCACGAGGCUAUCACUGCAGCGCAGGACGAGCAAGAGGCCCCUCGGUACGACUGGCGAGAUGACGCUGAGGGAGGCGAUAUUAUCAUCUGGUUGAACGAUCUUGAGAAGGAUAAGCGGUACGCUGAUUGGCCAGCCACUGCGAAUGCACUUCUCCAGCGUACCUUUCCUGGCCAGCUCCCGCCGGUCCGCAAAGAGGUGCACAAUUUGGUCUUGCCGGUUGACUUUGCGGAUUUCAACGAUGUUUUGCUCGUUUCUGAGCAGCUACGGAGUUUUGUUACACGUCAAGUUCCUAUUCGGAUGGGUCUGGCACCACGGAUUCGAAGCGAGACUAGCACGGAGCAGGCGACAAUCAUCUACUACCUCGUUCACAACUAUGGGCUUGGUACUGCACUUAAGUACCUGGAACAAUCGCUGGAGGCGGCUGGUCGCAGGUAUAGCAAGCCCAACGAGAAGGUGUUCCAAGCUGUGAAGACUGCCGGCAAGCUUCGUCCCAACAAGGAGGACCUUUCUCUAUCGGAUGUGCUGAAGGACAAGACCUUGUCUGAAAGAAUCACAAGGAGCAAGGACUAUAUCAGCAGAAUCGGCAGCACAGAUUCUACACCUCCUGUGCUGAUCAAUGGUGCGCCAAUUGCCAGGACCGAGGAUUGGCUGCAGGUAAUGAGCCAGCAAGUCAGCAUUGAUCUUCGCACCGUGCAGCAGGCUGUCUAUACUGGUCAGCUUGGCGACGAGGAUUAUCUGCCCACCCUUUUUCUCAGUAAAGCGAGCUUCAGGCGCAAUCCCCUGGUUGUGCCGGAAGAUGACAGCAGUCUGCGAUUUCUCAACCUUGGUGAUCAUCAUGAGUUUGAAGAUCUGCCUAGUAUUCCUGCUGAUCCGCAGACUAUUGAACGAGAGCUUGUUCAUCUGACUGUGGUGGCUGAUCUGGACAGCGAACAAGGAUUUGAGCAGCUUAUGGAGGCUCUGCUGUAUAAGAAGGAUCAUGACAACGUUGAAGUAGCUGUACUACACGUCCCUCGCGACGGAGACUCCAAGUCCAGAAUCGCUUCGGACUUGCAGAAAGACGGCGCGGCUACUGUGUUGGAGAGCCUUAUUACUGAGUGGGACAAUUUCUGGACCUCAAGCACUGGCGGAGAUGCUCCUGAUAUGAAUCUGGAAUCCAGACGGAAGAUCUAUGAGAUCCUGAGACUUGCUGCGGCACAGGACAGCACUCCGGAAAUCGACGAGGAAGUUCGCAGCUACUGGGCUAAGUUCAAUCAUCUCAUCACCGCUGUGGGGGUUACACCUGGCAAGAAGGCACUGAUCGCGAACGGAAGAGUGGUAGGCCCAGUGUCCGAUGAUGUUCCGAUCGAGUCGUCAGAUAUUGAGACUCUGCUCACAUAUGAGCGUACGAGACGAUUGCUGCCAGCGGCACUUGCGAUCGAGGCUCUUGGUCUUCAGCAGAAGUCUUCUACCCCUGUGGCAUUCGCACGAAUCUCCAAUCUGAUUGCUCUGUCACUCAUUUCGGAUGUGCCAGAGGGCAUCUUCGAAGCAGCGCCGACGGUCCGCACUGAUGUGUUCAAGAAGUUUGAGUCCAACCACACAGCGAUCAAUAUCGGAGAUCUGGACACAGCGACGAUCCAAAUCUAUGCUGCGGUAGACCCAGCUUCUGAGGCAGCUCAGAAGUGGAUACCCAUCAUCAAGGUCUUGUCGGAGUUCGAUGGCGUCCAUGUGCGUCUCUUCCUGAACCCGCGAGACCGCCUUGAAGAGAUCCCGAUCAAGCGCUUCUAUCGACAUGUAUUGAGCUCGAAGCCACACUUUGAAGCUGAUGGCUCUCUUGCUCCGACUGGUGCACAGUUCCGCGGACUUCCUGCAGAUGCUCUACUGAACAUGGGAAUGGAUUUGCCCCCAGCUUGGCUUGUGGCACCAGAGGUCACUGUGCACGAUCUGGACAACAUCAAACUGAGUGCUGUGAAGAACGACAUCGAUGCUACUUAUCAAUUGGAGCAUAUUCUGAUCGAAGGUCACUCUCGUGAUGUUACGGUUGGACCACCUCCACGGGGAGCGCAACUUGUGCUGGGCACUGAUGCCGAUCCGCACUUUGCUGACACUAUUAUCAUGGCCAAUCUUGGAUACUUCCAGUUCAAGGCGAAUCCAGGCAUUUACAGUCUUGCUAUGCAGAAAGGACGGAGUGAGGAGAUCUUCCAUAUUGACAGUGCUGGUGCCUCUGGUUAUGAUCAGCAAGGAACCGACAACUCGACAGAGAUCGCGCUGAUGAGCUUCAAAGGAGCGACACUGUUUCCUCGGAUCUCUCGCAACCCGGGUAUGGAGGACGAAGAUGUGCUGGAGCCUUCCAAGUCUGCCCUCGAAUCGCUCGCAGAUGGUGCAGGUGAUCUCCUGGCUCAGGUAGGACUGGGCGAUGGUGCACAGAAGUUCCUCGGAAAAGCAGCCAAGCUCGGUAGCGGCCUAUUGUCCAAGUCUGGAUCCGCCACUGCUACCCCAGAACGCAAGCAUGCAGAUAUCAACAUCUUCUCCGUUGCCUCGGGUCAUUUGUAUGAGCGCAUGUUGAACAUCAUGAUGGUUUCAGUCAUGAAACACACCAAGCACAGCGUCAAGUUCUGGUUCAUCGAACAGUUCUUGUCCCCUUCAUUCAAGGACUUCCUCCCGGUCAUGGCGGAGACAUACGGUUUUGAGUACGAAAUGGUUACUUACAAGUGGCCACACUGGCUCCGAGGGCAGAAGGAGAAGCAACGUGAGAUCUGGGGCUACAAGAUCCUCUUCCUCGAUGUGCUGUUCCCACUCGACUUGGACAAAGUCAUCUUUGUCGACGCCGAUCAAAUCGUUCGCACCGACAUGUACGAACUCGUACAACACGACCUGCAAGGCGCGCCGUACGGUUUCACACCCAUGUGUGACAGCCGAACCGAAAUGGAAGGGUUCCGCUUCUGGAAACAAGGCUACUGGAAGAACUUCCUCAAAGGCCUCCCAUACCAUAUUUCCGCCUUAUACGUCGUCGAUUUGAAACGUUUCCGACAAAUGGCGGCUGGUGAUCGUCUACGACAGAAUUACCAUCAAUUAUCGGCGGAUCCGAAUUCGUUGAGUAAUUUGGAUCAGGAUCUGCCGAAUCAUAUGCAGAGCCUGUUGCCGAUUCAUAGUUUACCGCAGGAGUGGUUGUGGUGUGAAACGUGGUGUUCGGAUGAGAGUUUGAAGGAGGCGAAGACGAUUGAUUUGUGUAAUAAUCCGCAGACGAAGGAACCGAAGUUGGAGAGGGCGCGGAGGCAGGUUCCGGAGUGGAAUGUUUAUGAUGAGGAGAUUGGGGGGUUGGCGAAGAGGUGGAAGGAGGAGAAGAGGAAGGGGUUUGUGGACGCUGUUGUGGGAUUGGAGGAGGAGAGUAUGCAGGAGAGGUUGCAGAGGGAGGAUGCGGAGAGGGAGGAGAGGAAGAAGAAGGCUGAGGGGAAGAGGGAUGAGUUGUGAGUUGAAGAUGCUUAUGUCUGACAACAUCUACUGUAGAAGGUAGAGAUAGAAGGGAAUGUAUGAUCAGCUGC
This is a messenger RNA of Cercospora beticola, 4811 nucleotides long. It is a transcript of the gene KRE5, whose product is annotated as Kre5p. Lineage: Eukaryota; Fungi; Ascomycota; Dothideomycetes; Mycosphaerellales; Mycosphaerellaceae. The record is from RefSeq and is a predicted model, not a curated record. Gene Ontology annotation, molecular function: UDP-glucose:glycoprotein glucosyltransferase activity. Gene Ontology annotation, cellular component: endoplasmic reticulum.